Electrophorus electricus (electric eel) is the source of this 3446-nucleotide messenger RNA. RefSeq names its product death-associated protein kinase 2b (gene dapk2b). The record is from RefSeq and is a predicted model, not a curated record. NCBI's taxonomy places the organism in Eukaryota, Metazoa, Chordata, Actinopteri, Gymnotiformes, Gymnotidae. Gene Ontology annotation, molecular function: protein serine/threonine kinase activity; ATP binding. Gene Ontology annotation, biological process: positive regulation of apoptotic process; protein phosphorylation; intracellular signal transduction. Gene Ontology annotation, cellular component: cytoplasm; nucleus.
UGGGGCGCUGUGAAUGAACCGCCAGCGACUACCUUUAGUUGCGCCCCGAAUAUACUACUUUUAGAAAGUGUUGUUACAUGAACAACUAAGCAUCUCUGGAAUUGUGUAUGCUACCCUAAAGGAAUACCAUUUGGACCUGUAGAACUGUUGAACAUUUAUCACGAUACAUUUUUCAUCAAUGAGGACACUGGGCAUGGCUGUGUUCAAGCAACAGAAAGUAGAAGAUUUUUAUGAAAUUGGAGAGGAGCUUGGAAGUGGGCAGUUUGCUAUAGUGAAGCGAUGUAAGGAGAAGAGCACUGGUGUGGAGUAUGCUGCCAAGUUCAUCAAGAAGCGACAGAGCAGAGCGAGCAGGCGUGGUGUGCGGCGGGAUGACAUCGAACGGGAGGUGGACAUCCUCCUGCAGCUGCAACACCCUAACAUCAUAUCACUGCACGACGUGUACGAGAACCGCACCGAUGUGGUGCUCGUACUGGAGCUGGUUUCUGGAGGAGAGCUCUUUGACUUCCUGGCCCACAAAGAAUCCCUGAGUGAAGAGGAAGCCACUGAGUUUAUUAAACAGAUUCUUAAUGGAGUCCAGUACCUGCACUCUAAAAGCAUUGCACAUUUUGAUUUGAAGCCUGAGAAUAUUAUGCUGCUAGACAAAAAUGUGCCCAUGCCACGGAUCAAAGUUAUCGACUUUGGUCUGGCCCAUAAAAUCGAAGAUGGCGUUGAAUUCAAAAACAUUUUUGGGACACCAGAGUUUGUGGCUCCAGAGAUAGUCAACUAUGAGCCUCUGGGAUUACCAGCAGACAUGUGGAGCAUUGGAGUCAUCACAUACAUCCUCCUCAGUGGUGCAUCCCCUUUUCUGGGCGAGACCAAACAAGAGACUAUGGCAAACAUUUCCGGCAUGAACUAUGAGUUUGAUGAGGAAUUCUUCGGCAGCACCAGCGAACUGGCUAAGAGUUUUAUCAAACAGCUGCUGACUAAAGACCCAAGAAAGAGACUUAUGAUAGAAGGUGCUCUCAACCACCCAUGGAUAAAGUCCCAUGAGCAUGUGGAAGACACCAACGCUUGCCCAGAAGCCCACACAGGGAGCGAAAUACAUCAGAUGAAGACCAAGCGCUUGAAGGACUACACCAUCCAGUCUCACUGUAGCAUUCCACCUAAUAACACCUACAUCAACUUUGAGCGCUUCACCAGUGUGGUGGAAGACAUCUCCCUCGUGGAGACCAGCCUGGAAGGGGUGGCCGAGAUACGAGAGUCUAUACAAGAGGAUAUCGAAGCUCUUCUCUCCAUCUAUAAUGAGAAGGAAGUGUGGUACAAAGCAGAGAGCGAGAACAUGCAUCACGGCCUUUCGCAGGCCCGCUAUGAGUUGUGUAAGGUCAAGAUAUCAAGGGAGGACCUCCAGGAGGACCUCAGGGCCACAGAAACAAGCCUGGCCAGCAUCAGUGUCCGCUACCUGGAGAGACAGCCCCACCUGGGAUCUCUUCGAGAGGAGCUGGAUGCUGAGCUUCGCUGGCUGCAGGAGGUGGUGGCCUCUGAGAAAGGAGAGCCUAUGAACUCUAAACAAGCUCUGGUACGCAGACAGUCUGUGGUCAACAUAGAGAACUUCAGAAAGCAGUACGCCCGUCGCAGAUGGAAGUUCUCUUUCAGGAUCGUAGCGCUGUGUAAUCAUUUGACCCGCAUGAUGAAGAAACCACAAGACAAGCCCAAGGAGGGUUACGUGGAGCGUACCAUUGCCAUGUUUGAGAGGGACUGUGAAAGUGACCAGGAGGAGGAGGUGCUGAUUAAGAGACCCAGGACCAGGAAGAGGAGCAGCACCUCCUGAAGCAGCUGAGAGUUCCAUCCUGUACAGAGGGCAUUGGGUCUGCACCAGGCUGCAGUGUUAAAACAAACUGAUGUAACACGGCCCUGGUUGUGCCUUUCACAGGUACACACCCUUUAUAGAAAGUGUUGUAUAAGAGAGUCUGAGUCAUCAGUAAUGUACAUAUGACCACACUCAGAAAUCAUGCAGAUGUUUGUCAAGUAACUGUAUCAAGAAAACAUGAUGCACUAAGUGCAUUGUGGCAGAUUUUAAAAUAGUAGCUGAGCAUAAAAUAUUGAUGAACCUAACAUCUGCUUAUAAAGUCUGUGAAUACAAUGGUAAAUGUAAAAUGGAAUGUUCUUAAAAACUUUGCCUUUGCAUAAGUCGGGACUUUCCAAUCUACUGUCUUUAAAAAAGUGCCUGGUGUCUAUGUGCCAUGACAUUUUGAAUUUUGUAAAAUCUAUAUAAACUAGCUAUGAUGGGUUUAGCAAGCAUUUUAAUUGUUGACCUAUGUAGUAUGCUAGUGAUGGUGAAUAUUCUCCUGUUGUAGUUUGUUUUAAAAUGUCACUUCUGUAGUGUUUAUUGUAUGUACUAAACUAAACAAGUGGCAGUCAUUAUUACUGGGUAAUGCACUAUAUAAAGCAGCAGGACAAGGAAACAAAAGAAAAGUUAGCCCAUACUUGUAACUUAAUUUUUUAUUUUAAUAGCUAUAAUGUGUUCAGACUUUUGCUGAAACAGCAAUUCAUUAUUAUAGUGUAUCUAUAAUACUAUAAUUGAUUUCUGUUAUGAAUUUGUCAUCCACAUUUAAAAAAAAACAGGGGAACCAAGUGCUACCUCAUAAUACACUUUGGGAAGCAAAACAAAAGCCAUAAGGAUAUAUUUCUAAAUCUAGUUUUAAUCAUUUAGUCAUACUGAAAACACUGGUCUGGGUCUUAGCCGACCCACCUCCAGCCCCUGCAGGCAGUAACACUGUUCUAGUGGAAUCCUCUUUACAUUUUCAGAUUAUAGGUGUCAUUAUUACUGCCUUAUGAGGCAUAUUAUUAUUGUGACUAAUAAGCAUGUGUUGUUUUGAUGACCUGCCAUUCUGGUGUGCUCUACAGUGUUUUCAGGGAGGAGAUCUGAUAGAAAGGAAAAUAAAAGCCAUGCUCAAUAUCUAGCCAGUCUACCACUGGCUCUUUAUGAGACAAGCAAACUCAUAAGCUGCUUCCUUCAUUCAGUACCUCCCAGUUCCUUUGGAAGAAUGUGAGUGGGUUCAAGGUGUGCAUUAUGACAUUAUAUUUCACAAACAUUCAAUUAAAUAUUAAACAUUGUAAGCAUGUUACCUUGUCUUACACAUACUUAAAUUAUUUGACAGUGAAAUAAUCAGAUUGUACUACAGGUGAGAUUCCACAAAACUUUUGUAAUUAUGUGUAAAUUAUCAGUACAAAAUAUAUUUAUAUCAACUCAAGUAGAGUUGUUUCAUAGAUGUUACUGCAUGCAACAUGUAAAGAAGUAACUAACCAAGUUGUAUGCAAAAAACGUUUUCCCAGUGAAAAUGCCCCUAUUUUGUACAAACAGGAAAAUAAAUAUUGAAUAUAUUUAUUUAUUUUUUUUCUUUAUCUUAUUAACUCAAGUAUUGUUCACUUUAUAAGCAGGGAAGAAGGCACUUUCUAAUAAUGUAUGU